AGCCCGCCUGUUUCAUCGGCUGUCAGGAAUCACAUAACCGGAAUUGGAUUCCAAGGAGGAGGAAAUGAAAAUGAAAUGGCUGUGUUUUGUGCUCGGCUGCCUCUGGAAUCGAAAAUAAAAGCCCACAAGAAUUCCAUCUGCUUCAGUUGUUCGUUUGGCCCAGUGGGCUUCCCAUCACUCAAUUACGUCACCGACGCCCACGAGUGCUCCUCUCCUCUCGCUCCAGUGAUCUAGCCAUGGCCGCCGCCGGCUGCUUCCGCCUGGGCCAGCGCGUCCACGCCGUUGGCGACCCCCGCCGCGUCGGCACGGUGCGCUACCUGGGACCAGUCGAGGGUCACGCCGGCGACUGGGUCGGCGUCGACUGGGACGCCGGCGCCGGCGGCCGACACGACGGCUCGGUUGCCGGCCGCCGCUACUUCGUCGCUGCGGGCGAGUGCUCGGCCUCCUUCGCGCGCCCCACCGCGCUUACUAAAGGAAUCACGCUCCCUGACGCGCUCCGCCUCCGCUACCGUGUCGAGGACUUCACCAAAGAGGAGGAGGAUGAAAUGUAUGUCUUCUCAACAAGUCAGAAGCGUGUGUCGGUUGAAUUCGUUGGGAAGAACAAAGUUCAGGAGAAGCUCAAGAACUUCAAUGAGUUGUCCAGUGCAUCCGUUUCCUACAUGGGAGUAAGCUCAAUUGGACCACCGGAUGAACUGAAGAAUUUGGUUCCAAAUCUCAGGCUACUUGAUUUAACUGGAAAUCUGCUCUCACAGUGGCAAGAUAUAUCUUCUCUUUGUCAAGCUCUGGCAUCCCUGGAAGUUCUUAAUUUGACAAACAAUACCAUGGAGAAUGAUGUUGUAGAAAGUCCAAUUCUUGAGAAUAUCCGUAUUUUGGUUCUCAACAACUGUGGUGUAACAUGGGAACUGGUUGAGAAUAUUAAAGUCUCGUUUGCAUGUCUCAAUGAACUUCACUUGAUGUUGAACAAGCUGAAGUUGAUCAUGACCCCAGAUGGAAAAUUUGUGCAAGGUUUCAAUACACUGUGCGUCUUAAAUUUAGAAGAUAAUCACAUUGAUUCAUGGGAUGAAAUUGUGAAACUUUCUUACUUAAGAAGUUUGGAGCAACUCUAUUUGAAUAAAAACAGGCUAAAGAAUAUAAAGUAUCCAUCUCCUCCUGGACCUCUCGGUGAUGCAGCUGUUGUGCCAUUUGAAAAUUUGCAAGUCCUUUUGCUAGGAUCUAAUGAAAUAGAUGACUUCCCUUCUGUGGAUUCACUUAACCUCUUCCCAAGUUUAAGGGAUGUCAGGCUUUCUGAUAAUCCUGUAGCUGAUCCUGCCAAGGGUGGUGCUCCUCGAUUUGUGCUUGUUGCUCGACUCAGAGAAGUGAAGAUACUAAAUGGCAGUGAGAUAAGUCCACGUGAACGGAGGGAAGCAGAAAUACGAUAUGUCCGCCUUGUCAUGGGAAAAACAGAAUCAAAUGAUCCAGAAGAGAUCAAACGGCUGCACCCUAGAUUUUCUGAGCUCAAGGCCAUUCAUGGUAUUGAAGAUGAGAAGCCAACUUCAAGUACAUCGGGCCCGCAAAAGAUGGCUUUUGGCCUUAUAAGUAUCACCUUGAAAUGUGUGGGGCCGUCUAUGGGUGAAAAGCAACCAUUGACAAAGAAACUGCCUCCUACAACAACUGUCGGGAAGUUGAAAUCUUUGUGUGAGAGCUUCUUUAAACUGAAGGACAUAAAAGUGAGACUGUUUGUCGAGGAAGAGGGUUGCCCUCUACCACAACCUCUGGAGGAAGACACGGCCUCUCUGAUGGAACUUGGGAUCGGUUCGGGAGCAAGCAUUAUUGUGGACGAAGAGAGCUAGCCAGUCGUCUUCAGAGAACCCGUCAACUAUAUUUUGCAAACUACACUUGUGAAUGCUUUAAGAGUUCCAAAAAUGCUCUUCCUUGUUCUCUGAGCAAAUUAAAUGUGCACUUGGUGAAAUUCAUGUUGUGUAAAUUAACAUUGUAAUAACAUUGUGAAGACGGUGAAAUUCAUGUUGUGUAAACUGAAGGUCACAAAUUCCAUUCAAAAGCA
Messenger RNA from Phragmites australis (common reed), 2041 nucleotides. RefSeq names its product tubulin-folding cofactor E-like. Gene Ontology annotation, biological process: protein folding. The transcript is spliced from 15 exons. The coding region runs from base 237 to 1829 and encodes 530 amino acids. Gene Ontology annotation, molecular function: alpha-tubulin binding. The record is from RefSeq and is a predicted model, not a curated record. Lineage: Eukaryota; Viridiplantae; Streptophyta; Magnoliopsida; Poales; Poaceae.